Molecule: messenger RNA, 471 nt
Organism: Purpureocillium lilacinum
Lineage: Eukaryota; Fungi; Ascomycota; Sordariomycetes; Hypocreales; Ophiocordycipitaceae
Source: RefSeq, a predicted model, not a curated record
AUGUCCUCCCCCGCGCUCCCCAACGUUUCCUCGGACCUCAUCUGGGAGAUUGUCCGCAACAACAACUCCUUCCUCGUCAAGAGCAACCGCAACGGCGGCGUUCAGUUCUCCAGGGACCCCCUGAACCUGACGAACAAGAACUCUCGCAAGCAUGCGGGUUUCGUCAACGACAAGGCCAUCGGCGUUGUCCCCAACGAGAAGGGUGGUGUCACCGUGAUCAGCAAGAAGACCUCUGCUGCCACCAAGCCCGCCCAGGCUUUCACCAAGACCACCUACGGCGGCAACAAGUCCAACCGCACGAGCUACAAGGCCGUUGCCAACCAGGCCGCCAAGUCCGGCUACCGAGGUGACCUGCGCUCCGCCGCCGUCGAGCGCGUUUCCGCCAUCCGCCGCACCCAGCUGCCCGUCAAGCCUGAGGCCGAGCCCAAGCUGCGCGGCAACAAGGCCAAGAAGGCCGCCGAGUCGUCCUAA